AUGGCAGGCAGUUCCACAGCAAAAAACAAACGUCAGGAAGAAAAGUACGUUCAAAUGAUUCGUGAUUUGGCAUCAUUACCAUUGAAUAAACAAUGUUUUGAUUGUAAUUCAAAAGGACCAACCUAUGUCGAUGUAACUGUUGGCAGUUUCGUUUGUACAGCAUGCAGUGGUCUUUUACGAGGACUAAACCCUCCGCAUCGUGUCAAAUCAAUUAAUAUGUCAACAUUUACUCAGGAUGAAGUUGAAUUUAUGAAAUCUCGUGGCAAUCAGUUGAAUAAAAUGGUAUAUCUUGGUUUAUAUGAUGCCAAUGCUGGAUUUUCACCGGAUCCGAAAGAUACGGAACGCUUUAAAGAAUUUCUCUCUCAAAAAUAUGAAAGAAAACGAUGGUAUGUCGAACCAACCGAUGCAAUGAAACAAAAGGUAAAAGCUGAAACCGAAGCCAAUCUCGAUAAAGCAACACCAGCUGCAAAUAAUACUAAAUCUUCAUCAAAUAUUCCGCAUGCACAUACAAUAACAAAUACAAUCAAAUCGCCACCUGAACCAGCAUCAACCGUGCCAACAAACACUGCACGGACAAAUCGUGUUCCAUCAGUCACAUCAACUCAACCACCGAUGCUGGUAUUUGAUGUGCCAAUUACUACUCCUGCAAACACCAUAUCUCCAACAUCACUGUUCGACGAUUUCUUGCAAUCUUCGAUAUCACCGGUAGCUAAUACAUCACCGACCAAGAACUUCUUUCCUGAACACCCAUUUCCUCAAACAAAUACAACAUCAUCCAAUGAUACGAACUGGGGAGCAUUUGUGGAAACAACUAAUCAUCCAACAACAAUGGUUAAUAACACACCUGCAACAAAUACGAUGUCAAUGCCGGCCAAUAACUUCGCUCAUCCACCACCGGAACCAGCGGAUAAAUAUGCUGCACUUUCAGAAUUAUUCAGCUCACAAAAUACUUUACAAGAUCAACAGUCUUCAAUUUUCGGAAACACAGCGAAUGGUGGUUAUCGAACGUCGUCUUCAUCGGGUCCAAAUAAUUCUCUAUUUGGUAAUACGACUUAUUCAUCUACUCCACAAAUAUCUUCGUCCUCCACAAGUACACUCCCAACAUUUCCUCUUCAGCAACCGCAACAAGCCAAUAUAUUUUCGUCUCAACAAUUUCCACCACAAUUUCCUCCUCCUUCAAAUCCAUUUGGUCAACCAUCAUUCGCAACCAAUUCAUCAAAUUUCUUUGCUAUGCCACCUACUAAUCAGCCGAAUCCAUUUCUGAAUAUUGCUCAACAACAACAACCAGCAGCUCAACAGUUACCCAAUCAAUUCGGCAAGCCACGGGCUAAUUCAACUAACCCAUUUCUUUAA
Adineta ricciae is the source of this 1353-nucleotide messenger RNA. The record is from the annotation of a GenBank genome assembly. NCBI's taxonomy places the organism in Eukaryota, Metazoa, Rotifera, Eurotatoria, Adinetida, Adinetidae.